Peronospora matthiolae is the source of this 336-nucleotide messenger RNA. The record is from the annotation of a GenBank genome assembly. NCBI's taxonomy places the organism in Eukaryota, Oomycota, Peronosporomycetes, Peronosporales, Peronosporaceae.
AUGCUGAUGCAGAUGCAGGCGUCCUGCCGUGCGGCAUGGGUUGUCCAUGAGGCAUUUGCUGCCUCUCUGGGGAGGAUCGCAGAGGAGCUCCAAUGGGCAACGACAGACAGUACACGAUGCUUUUCUUUGAUCGAGGUGCGAGAGGAUCACCGGGCCUGGGGAGACGGCUCUAUCAUCGUUGUUGGCGGAUUGGCCGCCAAACCGCCGGUCAACAAAUGGAUGGGCAGCGUCUCACUGGCUGACGCAGCCAUGACCGACAACUCGGCCGAGUACAAGAUCCUUCUGUUUGGUCUCAGAAAAGCUCAAGCUUAUAACCUGAAUUGGCUCCAUGUGUAA